Hydractinia symbiolongicarpus is the source of this 11349-nucleotide messenger RNA. RefSeq names its product polycystin family receptor for egg jelly-like. Bases 754 to 11046 code for a protein of 3430 amino acids. Gene Ontology annotation, biological process: detection of mechanical stimulus. The record is from RefSeq and is a predicted model, not a curated record. Gene Ontology annotation, cellular component: membrane. The transcript has 28 exons. Lineage: Eukaryota; Metazoa; Cnidaria; Hydrozoa; Anthoathecata; Hydractiniidae. Gene Ontology annotation, molecular function: calcium ion binding; protein binding; calcium channel activity.
UAUUAGCUAGCUUUUAAAAGUAAAAAUAAAAAGUAGCAAAUUCCUCAUAAAAAUAAAUUAUUCAUAAACAGAUUGUCUAAACGUCUAUGUGGUUCUAAAGUCCGUAUAAUUUCUUGCACCUUAACCUUUUGAGUGGUCCCCUUCAUUACACGGGGAUUGAGCUUAUUGAAUCGUUUCGUUAAAAUACGUAUUUAGAGAGUGCGGCUGUUAAAAAUGUAAAACAGUAAUAAAGAAAUAAAAAUAAAGUUCAAAAAAAACGAAAAAGAAAAAAAAAUCAAAAAAAUAUUGGGAUUUAAUGUUUAUCUAUUUUAAAUAAUUAAUAGCUAUAUAACUUUCGAAGGUGAAUCUUAUGUCUCAAAAAGAUUGUUUAUGAAACGUACAUGAAAUUGACAAGAGACAGCUGCCAUUUUUACUGCAGCAAAUAAAUAAAUUAAUAAUUAAUGUCCCGGCUUGAGAUGGCUUUUUAAAAUCGUCAAUCUUCAACAUAGAAAUAAUUUUUUUUAGUAAAUCUAUGCAAUAGAAUUUUAAGCAGAAAAAGAAAAUUCAACCCGCAGUUAGCGAACCAUUAUUGUUAAGUCAAUAAAAACGGACUCUUCACUCAAACGAAAUCAUUCACUGCUAAAAAUAAAAUAAAUAAAAAAUACAAGAACGUUUUUUAAUCUGACAGAAAGAAAAGAGCGCGAACGAAGAAAAGAACGUUAGUGACAGUUGUAAAUUUCAUAUGCUGAAAUUUAUUUAAUUGUUCCUCAAAAAAUGACAAAAUUCUUAUUGGCUUGCAUUUUAUUUUCAACAUUGACAAUCCAUUGUUUUGGUGAACCAAUCAAAAACACGCCUGAAGAAUACAUUGGUUGCUACCAGGAAGGAGAGGAUGACAGUUUAUUUAUUCACACACCUGGAGAUUACAUCCCCAGUGAGUUGAGUCCUAUAUCAUGCAUGAUAGCAUGUGGGAAGAAUUGGCUCUUUGCUGGCAUCAAACAUGGCAAGUUGUGUCUCUGUACAAGUAGGCAGCCUGCAAAGUAUUUGAAUGAUGCGGAAUGCUCCUCACCAUGUCCUGGAACAGGUAAUCAAACACACUCAUCUUGUGGAGGAGUUAAUCGAAUAAGUGUUUAUGAUGUUCGUAAAAGAAUUUUCGACUUGAAAUUACACAAACAAAAUGAUGUAACAGUAUACAAAGAUACUAAAAUUAAUGCGGAGGUGUUUCACGGAGAAGGUGCGGCGUUUCAGUUUAAAACAGGUGAUGGUACAACAGUUUAUCCAGAAAGUUCCACAAGCCCUGCUGUUACCUAUGUUUACAGUCAACCAGGCAGCUUCAAGGUUAGUGUUGAAGCACAUAAUAACAUAUCUGAACCACAUAUUGCAGAAGAAAUCAUUGAAGUGACUGAUCCACUUGUAUCAGAUGCAACUAUUUCAUGCUCACCAUCGCAAGUGUUUGGCAAGGAUUUAGAAUGUACUGGUUCAUUUAAAAGAGGGUCACCAUUGAUAACGGUAUUUACAUUUGGAGAUGGAAUAUCUGAAGAAGUCAUUGCAAAUGUGAUUUAUGGUUCUGUUGGCAAUAAAAGAACUGCUCGUGGAACACAUUCACCAAUGAACAAAAGACCAACAAUAAUAAUGCCACAUCUUUACUUUAAAUAUGACAGUGAAGUAUAUGCAUGGGAAUUCGAGACCAUUUUGCAAGGAGAUAUAUAUUUGCAGAUCUUUCGUCCAAAAUGUGAUAGUGGAAAAGUUUAUUGUGAACAGAAGCAAAUGUGUGCAAGUGAUGGUGCUUCGUGUAACACACUACAUGAAUUGAGAUGUCAAGCUGAUGAGUUUUAUUGUUUCAAAACUGAAAGGUGUAUCCCAUUAUCUGGAAUAUGUCCUUCGAAGAAGGCUCAAACUAGUUUUAAUGUUGAUUUCUCAUUAGUAAAGCAGACAAAAUACACAAUUAAAUCACUUGGUCAUCAAUUUCUUAAGCUUCAGGAACCAAUGAUUGCAAAGAAAGGUGAUGUAAUAGGUUGGACUUCAAAAGGGGGAGAAAUAAGUUUCACAGGAGACAACAACAAUAUCGAGUUUAUGUAUGACUCUGGAAAGGAAGAUUACAUUCAUUCCAACUCUGAAUCACAGAAUUGGUAUCACAUGAUGAGUGCCCAUUUUAUCAAUCCAUCUCAGUUUUUGUUGCGUCAUAACUAUACUUCACAUGGUGCAUAUUACAUCACAUCAAACCGCACCACACCUCGGCUUGUAUAUGUUGACAUUCCCAUUGACAAAAUAAAUAUCCAAUGCCCACCCUAUAAAUUUAGCAGUCAGGAGUUUACCGUUAAUAUAGAUACACACAUCGGGACCAAUAUAACAUAUUUUUUUGAGUUUGGAAACAGUACUUUCAUUAGUGUCAAAUACUAUCCUGUAACUCACGCAUAUCAUGUUCCUGGAAUAUACAAAAUUAAAGUUACUGCAUUCAAUUCCGUUUCAAGAAUAUCUGAUCUGUGUUCUGUGAAGAUCUAUGAUGAUAUAGAAGGACUUUCUGUGACUGAGGCAAUAAAACCAGUAGCUGUGGGAAGCGAAAGUCACAUUAAAUGGUGUGUGAGGAAAGGAACCAAUGUUAGCUAUCAUAUUAAUUUUGGUGAUGGAUCACCUAAUUAUAUGAUUAAUCCUACAUUUCAGUAUUGUAAUAACAUCAAACAUAAAUAUGAUAGAGAAGGAUAUUAUUCCAUUACCAUUAAUGCUACAAAUAAUAUAGGCAGUGUUAAAACUACUUCUGCCAAAGCUUUAGUUGAAAUUCCAAUCACUGGUCUGGCUGCAUUUACAAACCACCUUCAUCUGACUGGUAAUGUUUAUCUUUGGUUAAAGGAUCCUAUUGACUUAAGUGUGCUUUACACUCAAGGUUCUAAUAUAGUCUGUCGUUAUAAUUUCAAUGAUAGUGACAUUGUUGUUGAAACGAAAAACACAACAUUGAAGUAUUUCUACAAGAAAACUGGAACAUUCCGAACAUCUGUUACAUGCUUUAACUCGAUAUCACAAGCUGAAACUAUAGCUAAUGGUACAAUUGUAGUUGAAGAAAAAGAAAUCAUAACAGGUUUAAAGGUGAUAACGCAAGGAACUGUUUUCGGAAAGAAAUCUUUUAUUUCCGCAAGUAUGGAAGAGGGAACGCUUUUUAUUUGUGAAUGGGAUCUAGGUGACGGGACAAGGAUUACAGUUGACAAAUCACAAUUUAGUGAUGUAUUGAAUCAUAGUUACAGUAUGGUUGGUGAUUACAAAGUUUCCAUUUCCUGUAAAAAUCCAAAUGGUGUUGCCAAUGCCUCGUCUGUGCAGGCUGUGGAAAAACCAAUCAGUGGUUUCGCCAUACAGUGUCCAAACCCACACUUCCUCACUGUCAACAAAGAACACAAUUUCUCCAUUUACACAUCAGAAGGUUCAAAAUUAUCAUACGCUGUAGACUUUGGUGAUGGUAAUAAUCAAACAUUCGCAAGCUCAAUGCUUUUAGAAGGUACCAUAGUAAAACAUCAAUACAAAAAGCCAGGACACUACAAUGUUACAACAUAUGCAUGGAAUUUAAUUGACAAAAAGAAAGACCACUGUGAUGAUUUCAUGAUUGCUGAGCAUCCAGUAAAGGAUAUCCUUAUUUCAACUAACAGCCCACUAAGAUUUAAACCAGGAGAGGUGCUUUUUUACUUAAAGGCACAUAAUGAUGUUCCUUUACCAACAAAUGCAUUAUUAAAAUGGGAUUUUGGAAAUGGACAUACAUACACUGUUCCUCUUGUGCCACCGAAAGAAGACAAAAUAAUUCGAAUGUAUAAAUACGAUAUCCCUGGUAUAUAUGCUGGCUCAGUAACAAUCUACAACAACGUAAGCUCAAAAAAGUUCCCAUUUACAAUAGAUGUACAAAAAAUUAUUCCCAUAAAAAUCACAGGCUUCCGUAAAAACAGCAGUGUAUUUGUUCCUGGUUUUGGUUCCAAUCGCAUGUAUUUUCCAUUGGAGGACAUCAUAAAGUUUAAUGUAACCACUCAGAAGAAAGACAAGCUUUAUACCUUUGAUUUUGGUGAUGGCACUGAAACUAAAUCAAGUAUAAGUAAUUCAUACGAGCGUAAAUAUGCAACUCCAGGUAAAUUCAAUGUCAGUGUCCGUGUUGCCAAUAUUCUUGGUGUGUUUGAAAGUCACACAGAGGUGCAUGUUCAGGAAAGUAUUCAAGAUAUGAAGUUCAAUGUCACACCAACUGUUUUAUUUGGCAGCUCAGUUCAAGUAAAUAUAACUGCAAAGACAUAUGGAACGGACACCUGUGCAAAGAUUGACUUUGGUGACAACUGCGUUUACAUCAUUAACCGAAAUAAUUGCAGAUUUAUUGAAUUUAAUCAGAAAAAAAACUUCACUUUCAUUCAAGCAAAAAGUGAUAGCCCUAUUCAACUCGAACAUUUUUACAACUCAUCCAAGGGAUGGCAUAAUGUAUCUGUCCAUGUUUCAAACAAAGUCAGUGUUUAUUUUGCAAUAUCUCAACUUUACGUGAAUUACAUACCAUGCCCAAAUCCUGUAGCGAUAAUAUCAGACAAUAGCAACCAGACUUUUCCAAAGCGUUUGAUGAGAAGUUUUGGGUUUGUAUUACAAUCAAACGUCACGCUAGACUGCAACAAGGCUGACAAUGUCACCUUAUGGUGGAAGGUAUUCACAGUUGGUAAUGACACUCCAAUAGCUUUGCCGAACAACUAUGGCUUUCAUAGACUGAAAAUGCCAUUUACUAGGAAGCCAGGAACAUUAGAUCCGACUGUGUUAGAAUUACCAGAAAAUACUUUGCCGUAUGGCUUGCUGCGCAUUGAAUUGAAUGUUGCUUAUGAAAGUGACAGAGAGAAUUUGGAAGGUAUUAAUUCAACGGAUACAGCUUGGUUUGAAAUAACUCCUUCAAACUUGAAGGCUUCCAUUAUAGGUGGAGUGCGACGAGCUGUAGGAUUUGAUGUCAAUGUUCCAUUUGAUGCAUCAAGAAGUUAUGACCCUGACAACCUACAAGCAAACAGAAGCGUUCCAUUUGAAUACGAGUGGUACUGCAGACGGCAUGAUGAGGAGUUUCCAGAACGUUUUGAUACAGUGCAACCUGAUAAUGAUACUGCAGGGUGUUUUAAAAAUGGAAAAUUUCGAUUAUACAAAGGCGUUGCAAACUUGAGACAUCUAAAGGCUGAUGGUAGUCAAAUCUCAAUCAAAACCAGUUUGGUCAAGGGAGCGAUGUAUGUGAUGCGAGUUUAUGUAAAGAAAGGUGAAAGAAGAGGAAUAUUUGAUCAAGAAUUUAAAAUUCUCAACGGUGUUCCACCGUCACUUGAAAUUCAAUGCUCAUUCAAUUGUUAUGAAAAGCUAAGUCCAACAGAUCCGCUGAAAAUUCAAAGUCUGUGUUCAAACUGCAACUCAACCACAGCCGUAUUCUACCGCUGGCGAAUGUAUCUAUUAAAUGAAAGCACAGAUGCAAAUGGCGCACGUUUCGAUGAAGAGAUUGAAAUUAAAGAUCUUGAAUCGAAAACUACAACAUCCUUAACCAAUGCGAAUAUCGCUUUGAAAGGAAAUGUGCUAGAGUUUGGCAGCAAUUAUAUCUUGCGUGUCAUGGCUCGGAUGAUGGGAAGUGAUCCUGAAGCAGGUGGGUUUAGUGAUUUUCGAUUUACCGUUAACCGACCUCCUUCUGGUGGAUUUUGUGAAGUUUCACCACGUGAAGGUGUUACUUUGUCUACCAUGUUUGAAAUAAAAUGCGAUGCAUGGUUUGAUGAAGAUACUCCGAUAAAAUACAAAAUUGACACCCUUCGAGGUGGCGAACGACAGAAUAUGUAUACUGGCUUCGAGCGUGAAGUUUCAAUGAUACUUCCGAUCGGUCAGGAGGAAGACAAUUAUGAAUACGAGCUUAUCGUUACAGUGGAAGAUCAUUUUGCGUUUGGUGUUUCCAAGAAUUUUAAAGUCAAGAACCUUCGUGAGCCAAAGGAGAAUACACAGAAAUUUGCUCAUCGCUAUUCGCAGCUACCAUCUUUGCUUCAAAGAAAGGCAGACCGCGAGUAUUAUACUAGGCUAGCCGUAUUCCCGUGGAAGAACCCACGGGGUCGUCCGUCUUUAAAUUACACGCUAUUUCGUGAGCCUGUUGUUACAGAGCCAGAUAGCGUGGAUUUCGAUGCUGUUUCCAAUGAUCUUGAAUCAUUGGCUGCACAGGGAAAUUUGCAAGUAUUGUCUCGUCUAGCGUUUGCUGCCGGUUCGUUGAUGAAUAAAAAAAAUCGAAAGUCAAAAACAACCCCCGAUGAUGCAAAGCAGACACGUGAGAAGUUAAUUCGUUCGAUGAACAAAGCAAAAGCAUGUAGCUUGAGUGAGAUCAAACAAAUGGGCGGGGUGCAGGCGGAGCUCACCAAAAGUACUGACGAAGUUUCAGAAGAGGCGCAGAAAGAAUCAAGCAACGCGUUAGAUGCUAUGUCUGACUGCAUGCUACAAGCAAGUGGAGUCGACCCAGAGAUGAGCAGCACUGCGGAGAGCAUGUUUUUAGCUUCGUCUAAUGUAUUGAACGCUGAAACGGCUAAUAAAAAGAACGUCAGUAACACCACCAGUAAGAACAACGCAGACAAAGCUAUGGAUACCAUUAACAAAGUGGGCGGUGCUCUGAUGCGGCAGCUAGUUGCUGGAGAUACGCCCAAAACCAUUCGGGCUGGCAACAUGGACAUUGAGAUGGCACAAGUGGGAGACAACGCUGAUGAGGACGAAACAGGUUUCCAAAUACCGGAAAUUAAAUAUAUUCUUGGAAAUCAAAGUCUUAUUGAAGUGACUGGGAAACGCCCUUCAAUUGGUGCAAUGGUAACAUCGACGGGUAACAAUCCUUACCAAGGCGCUGAUGGUGCUGAUGACGUCGAAUCGGAUGUAAUGGGACUUGCUUUAAGCGGACCUGAUGGAAGCCCUAUGGAUUUGUCCGGACAAGAAAUGACAAUGUUUGUGAAGCGAGACUUAACCAAUGAUAUUCCACCAAUCAAAUACAAGUACGACACUGAGCAAGGCGCUAUGAAGGUACACCGGGUCAAUUUCACAUCAAACAUAAGUUACACCGCUAUUGAGAUUCGCCCUAUUGAUCCUGAUACAGUAAUCCAUGUGUAUAUAAGUCACGAACGAAGACCGACCGUAUCAAAUGCUGUCACAAACUAUACACAGGUGACUUUGAAAGCAGCCAACCAAACUUUGCCAGAUCCAUUUAUAUGGCUCUUCUCCACAGAUGAUUUAAACGGAACUGGGGAGUAUUACAUUGGUGUAAAAAUGACGCCUAGUCGAAAGGACAUCUUUGCUAAGUAUGAAUAUGACCCAACGAUGGAGUAUACUUUAAGAACGUGGGAAACUUUAUGUAAAAUUUGGGAUGAAGAGGAAAAGGUCUUUACAACUAGUGGUUGCCGGGUUGGACCGAAAACUACUUUUAAUAAAACACAUUGCAUCUGUAAGGUGGGAGGAGAAGACCAAGAAGCGCCAUACCAAACCCCAAUGUUUUCACCCAACGCAACCAACACCACCACCUCCACCACCACAACUACUGCAGUUCCCACAACUGCGGCUGCACGGACGUCACGCAAGAAAAAAAUAACAAGAGCGACGUUUGCUGGUGGUUUUUUCGUCAUGCCGAAUCCAAUUGAUUUCUCGAAAGCUUUCGCUGGUUUCGCUAAUCUUGCCGAAAAUCCCGUCGCAUUUGCUACCGUACUGUCAAUCCUUGGCGCGUAUUUGAUCCUGUUGUUUUGGGCGAGACGGGAAGAUAGAAAAGACAUCGAGAGGGCUGGAGUUACACCACUUGUUGAAAAUGAUCCGUCCGAUCGGCAGUUUUACGAGAUUACCGUUUACACUGGCUUUACUUCAUCAGCUGCUACCACUGCUAACGUCUUCUUUCAACUUUCCGGUGACGAGGAUCAAACGGAAGUAAGGCAACUUAAAGAUGAGAAUCGGAAAAUAUUUCAAAAAAGAGGACAGGACGUUUUUCUAGCUAGUUUUCCAGACACCGUUGGUGACCUGCAAUACUUAAGAAUAUGGCAUGAUAAUACAGGCAAAAAUCCAUCAUGGUACCUUAGUCGUGUGAUGGUACACGAUCUGAACGCUGACCGAAAGUAUCUCUUCCUAAACGAUAACGCUAUAGCUGUGGAAGAGGGUGAUGGCUCUUUGGAACGCCUUCUCGCCAUCGCUGGUCCUGAGGACAUGAAAAGUUUUAACCACUUGUUUUUCUCUACGACACAAAAGAAUAUAACUGAUAGUCACAUAUGGUUUAGCGUGUUUAUACGACCACCGAAAUCGAGGUUUACACGUGUUCAACGUUUAUCGUGUUGUUUAACCUUGUUAUACUGUACUAUGGUUACAAACGCUAUGUUUUAUCAAGUGGGAGGAGAGGCUGAUCCGUCAACAACAAUACACGUGGGUCCUUUUGCAUUCUCUCCGUCGCAGAUCGGAAUUGGAAUUAUGACAAGUUUGAUCAUUUUUCCAGUGAAUAUCCUGAUUGUAGGUGUAUUUAGAAGUCUGGGACCAAAACCUACACGGGAAGAAAUGGCGAAAAAGAAAGCCAUCAAUUGGUGGUGGGUGUAUGAGUUGUUCUUUUGUUGUCCAAGAAAACAGAAAAGCGAAUUUAUUGACAUCAUUAGUUCUAUAAAGGAAAAAGAUGACAAUUUAUCACGCCCUGUGAGCAGGCUUGGCGUAUUAAACCAAUCGAAUACAGUAGAUGAAAUCGGCUUCAAGAUGGAAACACCGGCUCAAGAAAAACAAAGAGAAGAAAAGAAAUUGAAGAUGAAGAAGCAGAAGAAGAAAUUACCUUACUGGAUGAAGUACUUUGCAUGGACCCUACUCAUCUUGACGUCAUUCACUUCUGCAUUUUUUGUUGUCUUGUAUGGAUUCCAGUUUGGCAAAGAAAAAUCGGCGCAGUGGAUUUCCGCUUUGUUUGUCUCGUUUUUCCAAGAUGUGUGCGUGUCUCAACCAAUCAAGAUUUUGGGAUUGGCCUUGUUUAUUGCAUUGAUUGUCAAGAAGCCUGCUGAAGAUGAUGAUGAAGAGGAAGGGGAAGCGAAUAAGAAGCAGAUUGAUGAGGAAUAUGUAGGACGUGAUAACCAAGAUGUUGACAGAAAGAGGCCUGAGAAGAAAGACAUUAUUAGAUUCCAACCUCCUUCAAGGGAAAAGAUUGCAGCACUGAGAUCGUUCAGAUUGAAAGAACUAAAAAUGUACAGCUUACUUCGUGAUUUGUUCAUCUAUCUUGUGUUUGUUGUCGCAUUAUGUCAAGUCACAUAUUCCCAUCUUGAUCCGCAGUCCUACCAUGUGCGGAAAAGCAUGGAAGAUAUUUUUAUCCAUGGAGAUUAUGGUAUGCAUAAUACUGCGAAAGGGAAAUUUCCUUUCACAAAGAUUCAAGAUGUGAAUGACAUUUGGAAGUGGUUGCAAGAGACAGUUGUACGUGGUUUGUAUGCCUCUAGAUGGUACAAUAGCGACUCCCAUGUACCAGGUUUUGUUAGUGAUCAUUACAGUAACUUGUUUGGUGGAUCGAGACUGAGACAACUACGAAUUAAAAGGGAUACAUGUAAAGUUCACAAGGAUUUUAAAGACAUGAUACCGGGUUGUCACGAUUGGUAUUCGUGGAGUAAAGAGGACGAAGGAAGAUACGAACCAAGUUGGCUUCCAAUCAAAAAUGAAUCUGAACAUGAACCAAGCAAAUAUUACCAAUCGUGGGAGUAUCAGGCAUCAGAUCAAUUGGACACAUACCCGUUUGCAGGUUCCAUCACAGCUUACCGCGGUGGCGGUUACGUUGGAGACAUGGGUAAAGAUCCACAGAAAUCUCAAGCCUUACUUAGUCAUUUAUAUCAAAACAAAUGGCUCGAUGAACAAACGCGUGCAGUGUUUCUAGAAGUAACCGUAUACAACGCGCAAGUUAAUUUGUUCGCCAUUAUGAACUUUGUUGUGGAGAUCUUACCCACGAAUGGGGUGGAGUUGUUUUCAAGUAUCAAGAUUGCUCGUCUGUACACGUUCGGGGGAAGUACAGAAAGCUUUACUCUCGCCUGUCAGUUCUUCGUGAUGUUAUUUUUUGCGAUCUCAGUAUACAGAGAAGGAAAAAAGAUCUACAGAGAGAGGAAGGCAUAUUUUAAGGGUUUUUGGAAUCUGCUGGAAUUCGCAACGAUUGUCUUAGUCAUUUCAACAAUCGGUGUGUUCUUUUCCCGUAUGAUGUUGGUUAAUCGAGCCAUCGGGAAAAUCGAAAAGCAUCCUGGGGCUUUUGUUAGCUUUAACAAAGUCACGCAAUGGGAUGUGUUGUUCUCGGGCUUAACUUCGGUAAUCGUUCUUCUUUCUUGUAUCAAAUCGAUUCGAUUACUACAGUACAACAAAACAAUAUCUCUUUUGGCUUCAACUCUAAAGGGAUGCGCCAAACCUCUUGCAGCUUUCUUUGUCGUUUUCUUCAUUUUCUUCAUUGCUUUCACAACUCUCGCUUAUCUUUUAUUUGUGCCUCACCUACCUGAUUAUAAAAGUUACCUUACGGCUACCGAGUCCGUGAUGUCGUUGCUGCUUGGCGGGUUUUCGUUUGGAGAAAUUGAGAACGCCAAGCCUAUAUUCGGUCGGAUUUGGUUUGUGUUGAUCAUGCUUUUCGGUGUUAUGUAUAUUAUGAAUGUAUUUCUGUCAAUCAUCAUGGAAACCUACGCUGCGGUGAAGGACGAUUUGUCGAUGCAAAGUCAAGAAUACGAGCUAGUAGAUUUCAUGAUAUCGAAAUUUAAGCACAUCAUUGGUAAAGGAGACGGCGGCCGAAAAGCAAUAAUGGAAAGGUUUGACAAAGAAGAGCAAAAACAGCGCGAAGAUAAUUUCAAUGCGAAGAAAAAAAAGAAGCGCUUUGAUAAAAAGGUUUCUGUUCCAAAGAGAAAGAAAUACUACCAGUUUAUCGACGAAGAAAUUGAAAUGAAGUUUGCUCAGCUCGAUGAUUCAUUAAACGAUAUCUGGGAGGGUCAGUGUGAAGAGGAUGGUUUUGGUCGGGCAACUGAGACACGUCAAAGUGGUGGCGCAUAUGUAAACCCAAGUUUUGAAUAUCAAGAAAUUCACGAUGAACUUUUGAUGAAACAGGAUUUAAGAGACGAGCUUGAAAAGUGGAUGUAGAAAAGAAACUUUUUUUUGAGUUUUUAAAAAAUUAUUUCCUAAAUUUUUAAACCUUCCAGAGACAUACCCAGCGGGUCUUGGAUGCCAGUGUACCGUUUAGCCGCUUAAACUCAAUCGCCCAAAAACGAAAUAAUAAAAAUUUAAACUGAAAAUUGUUUUUAAGAGGUAUUUUGCAGUGUUGUGAAGUGCUGAAGUAGCAGAGCAUGAUCGGUCAAGCUUCCGUUCCCGCUCGAGUUUUUUUUUUUUUCUUUCAAAAUAUCUGCAACACUUAGAAAACUUUUUUUUCGUUUGACGACACAGCUU